AUGGUAAGCUGCAGGUUCGGCAGCCUCACUCUGGCCUCUGCCGGUGACUGGCUGGCAGGGGGGAAAUCGGCAGCAGAGACUACACGGUCAGCGCUACUCGCGCAGCGGCCUGCCUGCCUGUCUUGGGCGGCGCCUCGAUUGAACGAAAUCGACUCGCUCGCUUAUGGCGACGCUCGGCCGAUUGCUCAGCUCAUUUUAUUGGCAAUGGGCGCUGCAAUUGGUGAGGGCAUCGGCUGGGUCGCUCAGAGGCUGGACGACGGUCGCACAGGAGGGCAGGGCCGAGGCCCGUCGUCGGCACUUGCGCGACGGAAGCCAAAGUGCGGGCCGGUCCUUGGGGAUGUGAGACGUUGCGCAGGCAUGGCGCUGACGUUGACGUCGCCGGGCCUCCAGCGCGAGCCACGUCAGUGGAGCUAG
This is a messenger RNA of Purpureocillium takamizusanense, 414 nucleotides long. RefSeq lists its product as uncharacterized. The transcript has a single exon. The coding region runs from base 1 to 414 and encodes 137 amino acids. The record is from RefSeq and is a predicted model, not a curated record. Lineage: Eukaryota; Fungi; Ascomycota; Sordariomycetes; Hypocreales; Ophiocordycipitaceae.